Messenger RNA from Sorex fumeus (smoky shrew), 2799 nucleotides. RefSeq names its product Yip1 domain family member 6 (gene YIPF6). Gene Ontology annotation, cellular component: trans-Golgi network; membrane. The coding region runs from base 46 to 756 and encodes 236 amino acids. NCBI's taxonomy places the organism in Eukaryota, Metazoa, Chordata, Mammalia, Eulipotyphla, Soricidae. The record is from RefSeq and is a predicted model, not a curated record. The transcript has 7 exons. Gene Ontology annotation, biological process: endoplasmic reticulum to Golgi vesicle-mediated transport.
UUUCACAAAGGCUUGUGGGAGCGAAGCGAGAGAGGACUGGUCAAGAUGGCGGCAGCGGCAGAGUCUCCAGGACACACGGAGAUAGGAUCGCCCAGGCCCCUGUUUGCAGGCCUUUCAGAUAUAUCCAUCUCACAAGACAUCCCGGUGGAAGGAGAAAUUACCAUUCCCGUGAGAUCUCAGAGUCAGGAGUUUGACAGCUCCACGCUAAAUGAAUCUGUUCAGAAUACCAUUAUGCGUGACCUCAAAGCUGUUGGGAAAAAAUUCAUGCAUGUUUUGUACCCAAGGAAAAGUAAUACUCUUUUGAGAGAUUGGGAUUUAUGGGGCCCUUUGAUCCUCUGUGUGACACUCGCAUUGAUGCUUCAAAGAGGCUCUGUAGAUAGUGAAAAAGAUGGAGGCCCCCAAUUUGCAGAAGUGUUUGUCAUUAUCUGGUUUGGUGCAGUUAUCAUUACCCUCAACUCAAAACUCCUUGGAGGAAACAUAUCUUUUUUUCAGAGCCUCUGUGUAUUGGGUUACUGUAUACUUCCCUUGACAGUGGCAAUGCUGGUUUGCCGGGUUGUACUUUUGGCUGAGCCAGGACCAGUAAACUUCAUGGUUCGACUUUUUGUGGUGAUUGUUAUGUUUUGCUGGUCUAUAAUAGCUUCUACAGCUUUUCUUGCUGAUAGUCAACCUCCAAACCGCAAAGCUCUUGCUGUUUAUCCUGUUUUCUUGUUUUAUUUUGUCAUCAGUUGGAUCAUUCUCACCUUCACUCCUCAGUAAAUCAGGAAAUGGAAAUGAAAAACUAGUGAAUUGAAAAUUUAUUUAAAAGAUAAAAUUGAUCAUGGAAUUUUACCUCUAGCCAUCUUUCAUGUAAUUUUGGAGGUAUUUGAAAACUGGUCAUGUGAGGACGUUAUACGGGAGCCAUAAAACACAGUUGCUUCUUAUGUAAGGAACUGAUGUUUGAAGGUUUUUCUUUUUCUCUUCAUGAUAUCAUUUCUUUUGAAUACAUAUAUAUAUAUAUAGUACACAGAGUAAAAUUGCUCCUGAAGGUAUGCUGGAGUUAUCAUGGUCCAUUUGAUCACAGCCAGUACCUGGGAAGCACAUGCAUGCAUCCUGCAAGUUGAAUAAAGUUGGUAAUGGUAUUUUCACUUUUGAGAACACCUGUUCAGGUGCAGCUCUUAAAACACUGCCUUAUGACUACUAGAAUAAGCCUCUUUUUAUAGAUAAGAGUGAAUAGUCUGUAUCUGUUUCCUUUAUUUUUUAAGCUUAAAAAGGCUAUCACGUAGAUUUGGGAGGGUGUGUUAAUAUAUGUUGUAGGGAAAAAAAAUCAUUAACCAAUAUACAGAUUUUGAUCAGAGAAAAGUCUACAUUUGUUACUUUAAAAAAAAAAUUAAAGGAUAUGUAAAGAGUCUGUCUUUGAUCUUUCUAUGCAGUCACCUUUUCUGCUAUGCUCAACAGCAUCGCAGUGACACUAGUUUUUUCUUACUCCCUAGCUCUGAAUAUGCUGGCUAUAAUGUUAGCUUUCACUCUGUAGCUUUCCUUUGAUUCCUUUGACUGAAUCUCUCAGUAUACUGAUCUUUUUUUUUCUUUUUUUUUUCUUUUUGGGUCACACCCGGCAAUGCACAGGGGUUACUCCUGGCUCUGUGCUCAGGAAUUACCCCUGGCUUUGCUCAGGGGACCAUAUGGGAUGCUGGGAAUCGAACCCGGGUCGGCCGCAUGCAAGGCAAACGCCCUAUCCGCUGUGCUAUUGCUCCAGCCCCUAUACUUAUUAACUAAUUUAAUUAAAUAAGUUAAUUUUAACUUAUUUAAUUAAAGGACCUCAGAAACUUAGAUUGGUAAUUAUAAUGUAGACAUAUUUUCUUAAAGGUAUAAUGAGACAGUUUGGAUACAACAUAGCUAUAAAUGAUUCUCCAUUCUGUGCAAUCUCAACUUCGAUUUAGUGAAACUAAAUCAGAAGACUACAGUUAACCAUGUGAACAUGGUUAUUGCUCUGAUAACUGAAACAAUUGCGGAACAACCCAGCUUUAGGCCAAGCUAAGUUUCUAACUUUCACUUUUUUUCAUAGCUUGCUGCUUUGCUUGUGCUUUUAGAAUUAGGGGAUAGCAAGUUUUCUUGGUUCUAAACUUCAGUUGUAAAGCUAAUUCGCACCUCUUCAGACAAGUAUUGUUUUUUGCACAUAUGGACAUACUUGUAUUCUCAGCUAUCUGUGCAACUAAGUGUGAAGGCUUUCCAGGGAGGAGCGACUAGGACAGGCUGACUGAAUUAGAAAGACACCAUUUAUAAAGUAAUAUGAGCUGCUGCUAAAUUGCUCGUGAAGAACUUUCAGUUGAUAAAGUUUAGCGAUUAGGCCAAAAACAUUCACUGUAAAUAUGAAGUUACUUAUAAUGAUGGGGAUUUUUUUUACUCUUCAUUAUGGAAUUGAAAUACUCAUUUCUAUUUAAAGACAUAGAUACACUGUUUAAAAAGCAUUUCUUCAUUAUCAGAUUAACCAAGUAAACAGCAGUACAACAAAUAGAAUCAAGAAAUUGGUCUCUUUUGUCCUAGCCUUGUCAAAAGUUUUUGGUUGUAUAUCUGUAUUCAUUUCAUUUUCUCUUUUUAAAUUGUUAAACUUCAGUAUAUAGCCAAUGUUUCAGUCUUGAGUUGAUAACUAUUUUGAAAUACAUUCCAAUUAUGAAAUUAAUCAUAAAUUAUUAUCCUUUUCCAUUAUCUGAAAAUUUCCAAUUUCCUACUUAAAUUUAUCUCUUCCCAAGCUGUUUCUUCUUAACUUGUCCCAGUGAUUUUAAUACAGAAAUAAAAGAAAUAGCCAUGCUUCUUAGUAGAGAA